CUUGCAAAAUUCAGUAUUUUUUUUUACUGAAAAAUAAUAAAGGCCUUAAACGGAAUAGACAAAAUUCUAAAGAAAAUUCGUAAAACAUCACAAAUUGGUGCAAAUGAAUGUCGCUUCUUACCGACAGUCGGUAAACGAAACGCUACAUGCUUUCGUUUUACAAAUAGAACAAUUUUUGGAAGUUUUCUGGAAGACGAUAAAACAAAUACAUCAAGAAUUAUCGCAAUCCACCAGCUGGGAGAGUCCCAUUGAGUUUACAGAUUUACAAAGAACUUUAUUUAAAGUUUUAUUUAUAUUAUUAUUAUUCACUGGAGCCUUAAUUGCGUAUUCGUGGCAAGUUUAUGGUAAAGUGAUAACUGAAAAAUUUGUAAGACCAAGUACCUUAAAAGAGAUUGAAGAGUUGAAACUGUCGGUAGCCAAGUUGAAAUUACCUAAAGAACAUUCACCUAGAAUCUAAAUUUCAAAGUUUUUUUUGUCUAUA
Glossina fuscipes is the source of this 481-nucleotide messenger RNA. RefSeq lists its product as uncharacterized. The record is from RefSeq and is a predicted model, not a curated record. Bases 104 to 457 code for a protein of 117 amino acids. NCBI's taxonomy places the organism in Eukaryota, Metazoa, Arthropoda, Insecta, Diptera, Glossinidae. The transcript has 2 exons.